CAUGGAAGAUUCCGUAUAUGGGAGAUGUAAAUCCCUUAGUUACAGAAUGUUCCUGUUACAGUCAUAUGAAGGGAUGUUUUGGAGAAUCUUGACUAUUCCUCUUAUGUUGUCCUCUAGCCUCAGCCUGCAUCAGACUUAUAUCUGACCAUUUUCUAGACUGCUGAGUUGUCUUUCUUCAUUAUGCCUCGAAUUGGUGUGUAAUAUAAUUUAUCUCAAUGUUAUAAAGCUUUCUGCAGAGCUUGUGACUCUUGUUCUUGCCCUUUACCCAGAGUCACUGAAAUUCCUUUUUCAUACAUUUGAAACUUUAUAUUUUGUGUUGUUUCGGUUGCAUAUAUUGAAUGCAUAUUCACCAUUACCUGUAGCCUUGUCACAAAACCCGAAAGUUUGGAUGAAGUGUUGGAGAUGGCAAAGCUUAUAUCCACAAAAGUUACCCAACAAGCAAACAACAAGCCUGCGUUACGCUUGAAGAUCUUGUUCAAUCUAUACAACCUGUUGGAGAAUCCAUAUGGCAAGUUCUAUGUUUACAUGAAGGCCCUUAAUUUGGCUGUCAAUGGAAAAGUCACUGAUGACAUUAUACCUUCGUUCAAAAAGGUGGAUAGCUUCAUAAAAGAAUGGAAUAUUGGGACCCUGGAUCAGAGAGAGCUCUUCCCCACCAUCUCUAAUAUAUUAAAAGAACACAAGAGCUCUGCAAAGGAUUCAUUUUACUUCCUGACCAAGUACUUGGCAACCUUUUCAGGUGAGGAUGCAUAUACAAUGAGUGAAGCUAAGGAGGAAGCAGUGCGUGCUAUUGUAGAGUUUGUGAAGGCACCGGAGAUGUUUCAGAGUGAUUUGUUCGAAAUGCCUGCUGUGGGGCAGCUGGAUAAGGAUGGCAAAUAUGCAUUGCUAUAUCAGCUGCUGAAGAUCUUUCUCACGCACAGGCUGGGUGCCUACUUAGAUUUCCAUGCAGCAAAUUCUGAUAUACUGAAAAGCUUUGGUCUUGCCCAUGAGGACUGUAUAACAAAGAUGAGGUUGAUGACACUGGCUGAUCUUGGCUCUAACCAUGGCGAGAUUCCAUAUGGUCUCAUCAAAGACACACUUUGGGCUCUUUUCGUCCCCUACUUUUUUGGUUAUACUAUAUUUUCAAACUUUAUUGUUAUUGAGGUGCAAAUUCUUUUCCAGGUCAAUGAUGAUGAGGUGGAAGUGUGGGUAGUGAAGGCAAUCGCUGCAAAACUGCUUAACUGUAAGAUGGACCAGAUGAACCAAGUAGUAAUUGUAAAUCGCUGUACGGAACGUGUGUUUGGGCUGCAUCAAUGGUUUACAGUUCGAUCAAAACUCACAACAUGGAGGGGUAAUGUUGCCAAUGUUAUAAACACCAUCCAAGCAAACAAGGGAACUGAAGAUGCCACACAGGCAGUGCACAGUCUUAUGAUUCGAUGAGAAAAUGGUCGAGGCUAUCGAAUUUUGAUAUCCGCUGUUAACCUUUUUGGGGGGGCAUGGAUGAGUUGUUAACUAUUUGUUGUACUGUAAUUUCUAUUUGUAGCUGUGGAGCUCGUUCUAAUUUUUGCUGAACAGAUGUAUUGUAAUUGAUUUCGUGGCUGUAAAAUUUUUACCAGAAUUUAGCAGCA
Messenger RNA from Macadamia integrifolia, 1604 nucleotides. Its product is annotated as eukaryotic translation initiation factor 3 subunit M-like. The transcript has 7 exons. Gene Ontology annotation, biological process: cytoplasmic translational initiation. Bases 403 to 1416 code for a protein of 337 amino acids. Gene Ontology annotation, cellular component: eukaryotic translation initiation factor 3 complex. NCBI's taxonomy places the organism in Eukaryota, Viridiplantae, Streptophyta, Magnoliopsida, Proteales, Proteaceae. The record is from RefSeq and is a predicted model, not a curated record.